AUGGGUGCAGACAAUGCAAGGCCAGAAGAGUCAAGGUCAGCCCCUCUAUCCAACUUGCACUGCGAUGAAACGAGCCCACAAUGUCAGCGCUGUGUGAAGAGACAGAUUACCUGCUCGUUCCUCGACGAAGGCCCGGAGCGGCUCUCUACUCCAUCGGGAAACAUUCUGGUCUUUGACAGGAGGAUAACCAAAACUCUCGACUAUCCGCCUCUCCCAGGUUUAGAUUCAGACCCCGAUCAGCUGCCUCAUGGAUCGACUCCCAUCUCGAGACCGCAGUCGGGUGUCGUGGCAGGGGAAGAAGGCUCGCUGGGAGGCAAACAGUUCGACUUGUUGGACCUCGAACUAAUCCAGCACUACUCGACUCGGACAUACAUGACCAUGUCUUCGAGACUUUCCACCCAUGUCGUAUGGCGCGACACCAUCUUCGCAGAGGCUUUGCGCCACGAUUUUCUCCUCCAUGGCCUGAUGGCCACCUCGGCGCUGCACAAAGCAACCAUGCAGCCAAAAACCUCGGACGCAUACGCCGAGUAUUCGAAAGUGGCGUUGGCCCAUCAGAACGCCGCGCUCGCCGGCUAUAUACCCGCGGUGAGCAAGCCCACCCAAGACAACGGCAUUGCGCUCUUUUCGGUUUCCCUCCUCCUCACAGUUUGGGCAUUUGCUUCGAAGAGGCUGCCGGAGGGCUUGAACAGUGUCAAGCUAGAGUUUGAUCAAGGAGAUGGGUCCCCAGGGAUCACGUUGCCCCUACACUCGCCCACCGCCGAUUUCAUUGAGAUCAUCAUGAUCCUGAGGGGAAUCCACGCUGUGAUUCGCGAGACGGACAGCUGGCUCCAAGGCGAUAUCGAAGAACUGUUACGGUAUCCCCGGGAUGCUGACCUGCCUCCUCACUCUGCCGACGUGGUGGAAGCCUUUGAGGUGCUUGCCAGAGCCAUCGACGAUCCCCACCUGACGCCGCUCCUGGAACAUGAGGGCUCCAACAGCACGAAAUCUCUUUGUCUUGAACAACUGGAACGGCUGCGUACCAUCUCUCGCUGCCGCUCUGUGGUCGAAUGGGAUGGACACAUCUUUUCUUGGUUGAUCAUGGCACCACUGCCAUUUAUUCAUUGCUUGAAGCAAGGCAAUCCCAUGGCCCUGGCUCUCUUCGCUCACUGGGCCGCCAUAUUUCAGUGUAUGGAUCAUCACUGGUGGGCUACAGGCUGGGCGUACAGUUUGGUGGCCGAGGUUUCGAGUCUUCUGGACCCUAUCUGGGGGCCGUAUCUGGACUGGCCUAGAAAACAGGUCGGGCUCGCUUUCCAGGAAGGCGCAACAUUUGAUGGCCACAGGUGA
This is a messenger RNA of Capronia coronata CBS 617.96, 1323 nucleotides long. RefSeq lists its product as uncharacterized. The coding region runs from base 1 to 1323 and encodes 440 amino acids. Lineage: Eukaryota; Fungi; Ascomycota; Eurotiomycetes; Chaetothyriales; Herpotrichiellaceae. Gene Ontology annotation, biological process: regulation of transcription by RNA polymerase II. The record is from RefSeq and is a predicted model, not a curated record. Gene Ontology annotation, molecular function: zinc ion binding; DNA-binding transcription activator activity, RNA polymerase II-specific. The transcript has 2 exons.